AAACCCCCCUUCCCCAAGAUUGGGUUUCUCUUCUUUUUUCCUUCUCUCUGGGGUUUUACGUUCCUCUUCAUUCUGUUUUUAGGCCUCAAAUUCUUGCAUUCAUUUGAUUUUUUUCUUCCCUUUUAUCGGUUCGUUUUUAAAUCUGAAUCUGUGAUUUUUUCAUUAAAGUUCUCUAAUGGAUACUCGUAAAAGAGGAAGUCGUGAAGCUGGGUUCAAGGUUAAUGGCGGAAUCAAGAGAUCUAGACCCGAAUUGGAAUCUUUAUCUACUGGUGUAGCAAGCAAAUCGAAGCCAUGCACCAAGUUUUUCAGCACUGCUGGUUGCCAAUUUGGUGAGAGUUGCCAUUUCCAACACUAUGUUCCUGGAGGUUACAAUGCAGUGGCCCAGAUGAUGAACCUUCCACCAGCUGUUCCACCAGCUUCGAGAAACAUGGCAUCAACAGCUGCCACACCACAGGGCUCUGCCUCAGCAGUCAAGUCUCGCUUGUGCAACAACUUUAGUAGCCCCGAAGGUUGUAAGUAUGGUGAAAAAUGCCACUUCGCACAUGGAGAAUGGGAACUUGGCAAACCUAUUGUUCCACCUCAUGAUGAUCCACGCUCCAUGGGACCUAAUCGUGGUCGUAUGGGCGGUUGGAUGGAGCCAUCACCCCCAUCCGGUCCUGUUGGUACAUUUGGUGCUUCAGCAACUGCAAAAGUUAGUGUGGAUGCUUCCCUUGCAGGAGCCAUCAUUGGGAAGGGUGGUGUGCACUCCAAGCAAAUAUGUCGUCAAACAGGAGCAAAACUUUCUAUUUGGGAGCAUGAGUCAGAUCCCAGCCUUAGGAACAUUGAGCUCGAAGGAUCAUUUGAACAAAUACAAGAAGCCAGUUCAAUGGUUAGAGAAUUAAUCAGCAGCCUAGGUCCGGUGUCAGGUCCUGCCAAAACAUCUGGUGUGCAGGGUGGUCAAGGACAUCCGAGAAGCAACUACAAGACCAAGUUGUGCGACAAUUUUGCGAAGGGAAAUUGCACUUUUGGAGAAAGAUGUCACUUUGCACAUGGUGCAGCCGAGUUGCGGAAGUCGGUAAUGUGAGGGGUUACUAGUGUGCAUUCCAUGUAGUUGAUGGUAUGAGAUAUGCUGUCUUUUAUGAGUUAGAUCCAUGCUAGCUGUGCAAUACUAUCUAGUUGAAGUGAUAUGAACGGAGUUUUUACUUUCUUUUAGUCUGAAAUUUUGUGUGCCAGAUUGCAAUUUUCCUUUUCUCUCUGUCGCUAAUGUAAUGUGGUUUUGUAAGCUUAGAGGAGCUAAUAGUUUCCCUUUUUGGUUGGGAGGGCAAAUAAUUAGGUC
Hibiscus syriacus is the source of this 1315-nucleotide messenger RNA. Its product is annotated as zinc finger CCCH domain-containing protein 31-like. NCBI's taxonomy places the organism in Eukaryota, Viridiplantae, Streptophyta, Magnoliopsida, Malvales, Malvaceae. The transcript is spliced from 3 exons. The record is from RefSeq and is a predicted model, not a curated record. Gene Ontology annotation, molecular function: mRNA binding; metal ion binding. Bases 176 to 1063 code for a protein of 295 amino acids.